Molecule: messenger RNA, 3861 nt
Organism: Bactrocera latifrons
Lineage: Eukaryota; Metazoa; Arthropoda; Insecta; Diptera; Tephritidae
Gene: tun
Product: protein N-terminal glutamine amidohydrolase
Exons: 6
Coding region: 2335-2955 (206 amino acids)
Cellular component (GO): cytosol; nucleus
Molecular function (GO): protein-N-terminal glutamine amidohydrolase activity; protein-N-terminal asparagine amidohydrolase activity
Source: RefSeq, a predicted model, not a curated record
GCUGUUUAGCGCAGUUUGUUGUUAAAUGCCUACGUGAACAAUUGUGAAGCGUAUUAACUAUCGUGUAAAUUUGUGAAAUGAAAGAAACGUUGUAUUAAAACUGAUUCAUAUAAAUUAAUUAGUAUUCACAGUUUUUGGAAACCAAUUUAUGGAGUUUUAAGUGUAGUUGGAGCGAAUUACUUUGAUAUUUCAUUCACUCAACGUACGAGUAAAUCACGUCUGGAAUUGAAUAACUAGUUGCGCUUUUUUCUCUGCCAAAUAUAACAAAUUGCGAGCAUUGGAAUAAUCAAGAAAAGUCCGAACUUUAUAGGGAUGAGGUCAGUGGUGAGAUAUAUUUAACUCUUAAAAUUACGCAUAUGUGAAGUAUUCGUGCGCUCAUUUGCACAUUGCCAUGGUGAUGUGGAAACGAAGGCAACUUGAAUACAAAUGAGAGUGCGGUUAUUGCGCAAAUCGGAGUCACACUCAUUUGAAGUUACGAUACUGCGGUAUUGGAUUCGAGAAACGAAGACAACUCACUGAGUUUAUGUAGAACCGGGAACGCAUACGGAUGUACAUUCGAAACGACGCGUUGCAGUCUAAAGCUAAGAGCAAGAGGAUAAUAAAUAAAUAAUAACCAUAAUCAUAAUAAACAUAAUAAAAAGCAGUAAUGUGCGUUUUAGGUGCAUGUAAUCACAUGUUGGUGUAGAUGAAGUGCUGUGAGUCGAAUGAGAAAUGUGAAGGGAGCAUCCCAUCACAUAAAAUGAAAUGUAAGCAUAAAAAGUGAAAAUUAAGUGGAAAAGUAUUUAUAAUAAAUAACUUUAAACAUCUACUGAAAACACAGUUUAUUAAGAGGGAAUUUACAUAUAUAUAUUAUCCAGAUGGUGUAGUGACCCACAAAAUCAUGUAGGAAAAAUGGAAGUGCAAUAAAAUUUUAACACACAGAAAUUCGCUUAAAGAGACAGGUGCCUUUGCAGUGAAACUUAGCUGCAUAAAUAGAUAUAUGCGAAUGCAAAAGUGAACUCCUUGAGUAAAAGGCAAAAUUCAGAAGUGCAAAGCAAUUUUAGCGACACCGCUAUAAAGUGAAAACAACAAGAGUACGGAUUGAGCAGCAACAGCCACGGCAAGGUAGCUUCUUAAUUUAGGCAGUUGUCGUCGCAUACUCGCGCAUUUGCCAAACAAAUAUUUUCACUUCAUCUCAACACACACACAUGCAAACACAUUAACACAUAUAUACUUAUAUAAACAUAGAUGCGCACUUUAGGCAAGGGGAGUGUAUCAGCUUUUAGGCGCAGCCAUUGCCGAAGCAAGAGCCAAGAAUAACAAACAUUGCAAGCGUCGAAGAGCAGAAUUUGCAGAAUCCACGUUGAAACACGUUUCCGCUAGAUGUUGGUGUGGCAGCCGACUGGAGACGAUACCUUAUUGGCAUAGUUUAAAGCAUCCACAGGCGGCUAAGACAUUCGUUAGUAGGCAUUGACUUUUCGAGACAGCAAACCUUGCGGCUUGCGUGCGUACGUGUUACCGUUACACUGCUACCUAUCUAAAUGUCGUAAAGUUGAAGGAUUUUUGGUGCCGAAUGAACACACACAUACACAUACAUUAGGCAGUGACUGCGGAUAGUCGCUAGUCGACGUUGUGCUAACCAAGUAUUUUGUAAAUACACCCUCACUCAUACGCAUAUCUAUAUACAUAUACACGUUUAGUAUGUGUAUGUAAAUACAGUUUAAACUCUGUUUUGUUUCAGUUGCAUAUUUCACCAAAAAAACUGUGUAUUAGUGUGUGCACAGCAAAGAAUAACGGCAACCGAUCCAUAGACGCUGUGCAGCCAACAAGGUUCUUUGGCGAGCCGUUCUUCGUCAGUUGCCAAUUAAUCACCUACCGGUGCAAGCGCAUAAAGUUGUAGUGAAACUGGCAAGUUGUUUAGCCUCAAUUGUAUCGCAUUUACCGAGUUAUCAAUGUGAAAAUUAAUUUAUACGUCAGCUAAACGAAAUUAGCUGUGAGUAGGUUAGUUCUGUAAGUGUUGUUUAUCGAACGCAUAGGAAAGUGUGUGGAAUAAAGAAAACAGUACAAAAUAGAUGAUCAAAUAAAAAAGAUUUUCAGCCAAAUGAAACGAGCCGGAUAAUCGGUAUAAACUGCAACGCAUUCAAUAUCGUCGCGUACACACAUCUGCAAUAUACCGUUAUAGUCGCCGCAAACCACAAUUCUGUCGGUGGCUGACCUACUGCGUUCGCCUGCACCCAAACAACUACUAUAACAAAAUAAACAAGGGCAACACAAUCGACCGCAACCGAGGACUCGUUCAAUAGCGCCUGACAUCAUCCGUCGCAUCGUACUCGACGUCCGCAUCGUCGUCUCAAGAUGACCACAGAUUUGUUGUUCCCGAAAAUUUCGGAUUGCUCAUACGUCUCGUGUUACUGCGAAGAGAAUGUUUGGAAACUUUGUGAACAAGUGAAGAAAACACGCAUCGAUGAACUUUCCAAAUGCUACGCGGUGUUCGUGUCAAAUGAGGGGCGCACAGUGCCGCUGUGGCGCCAAAAAGCAGGACGUGGCGAUGAUCAGGUCGUGAUAUGGGACUACCACGUUUUCUUUAUGCACAAUCCAUCACCAAAUCGCUGCUUGGUGUUUGACUUGGACACGACACUACCUUUUCCUACAUAUUUUCACAAAUACGUAACAGAAACGUUUCGCUCGGAUCUUGCGCUGAGACCGGAACAUCAUAGGUACUUCAGAGUCAUACCCGCAGAAACAUAUCUAAGUGAGUUCUCAUCCGACCGCCGCCACAUGCGAAGGCCAGAUGGCAGUUGGAUAAAGCCACCGCCGUCAUACCCGCCCAUACAGUCAAGCAGCAAUGCGCAUAGUUUGGGUGACUUUAUCUGCAUGAAUGCGGGCAAGGGACCCGGCACCGUCUACAGCCUCUCGGAAUUCGUGCAAACCUUCUACAAGGCGCCGAAUGUGGUGGCGCAGCAGAACAACAAAUAAUAUCAACAUUGCUGAACAGCUAUCAAUGAAGUGCCAGUCAAGUUAACGAGCCGACAGUAGCGCCAAAACGCCGCAUGUGCACUUGCAGUAGAAAAUGAGAAAACGAAAGAGUUGCUACUGGACUAGUUGUUUACGCUUAUAUGAAUUAUUUAAUAGCAAUACGGAGUGCAUUGAGGGUCUAGCAAUGUUUUGUAAGCAGUGAUGCUAUGUCGUGAGUGUCAACGUAAAGAUCAAAUAAAUAACAAUAACAGCAGCAGCACAUGCCAAUAAGUAAAGGAGCAGAAUUGAGGACAACAUGAAUAAGUUAUAGCUGGUUUCAGCUAGAUAUUAUCGUCAGCAAAAGCUGCCUUCAAUGUCGCACUCAAAUUACUCGCUUGCACUCGGCGCACGAAUGCCAUGCAGGCUAUCAAUGUACAGCUGAAAAUGUCACUUAAUUUGCAUACAAUACAAAAUUACCUUUAGCUUUAGCCAAGCAAAGCUGCCAAGCUUUAACGACUGCAAGAUCCUCGAACAAGUGCCGAUUUUUCCUUCCGGUUCAUUCCGAUUGACAAUGCUUCUAUUAUGCGCAGAACUACAUGAGCAGUCCUACCGCUUGCACCUCGCAACUCCUUAGUGAGAAGACUAGAAUGCUUUGCCAGCAUUCAGUAAAAAAUGCUUUCCAGGUAUGUGCUAAGCCGAGGAAUAUUUUCACUUGUAUGCAUGCCAUUCUAUUUGCUGCUGUUGUUGUUGGCUUCUCAUAUUUAUAACCAAGCAUCCUUGCCGACACUGGCGCUAGCAUACCAAGUAGAAUUUGAUGGAUUCGUUGGCUUUAAUGGCCGCUGUUGAAAACUUCAUGCUUGAUUGAAUAAUCGACUGUUGACCGACGGAUGGUUGCGGGUAGCAGAUGCAUCGGCAUCAACAACAAAA